AUGAAGUUUUCGACCAUUACGGCUGCCAUUCUUUCUUCUGCCGUCCUCCCGGGUGUCAUAGCGGAAACUUUGAAGUAUAAUCGCGACUAUGACUACGCUCAAAAUACUGCACUCACCUUAUUUUCCUGCUCAGACGGUGCAAAUGGCCUCAUGACAAGAUACGGGGUAAAUAACCUCCAACAACUGGGGAACAAGUUACAACCGAAUACAAAUGUCGGUGCCUCGCCUGCUGUUACAAGGUGGAAUGAUCCAAACUGCGGGAGAUGCUUUAGAGCAACGAACCCCAGCAAUAAUAAGGCAUUGAACUUUGUGGUUAUCGAACAAAACUCUGGUGUUGUGACUGGCGAAGAGGCAUUUCGUCUUCUGUCUCCCUCCGGAACAAUUUCGGAGGGGACGCUUUCUGCGAAUGUUGCAGAGCUUCCAUCUCAGAGUUGCUGGAAAUGAGUUAGGAAAUAGAUGUUCUCACUAUCGUCCUUCUACCAUUGUUACUGGAGCAUUGGGGCAAGCCAUGUUCAUGUUUGUCCGUCUUCUGAAUCCAGAGGCAUGAAGGCGGUAUACAUAACAAUUUCAUUACUGCCCUAUUCAAACCCUCCACCACUGCACUUCAUCUGCUGGAGUUAAUCAUUGAUGUAGUUUUCUCUUACAAGCAAG
Messenger RNA from Aspergillus novofumigatus IBT 16806, 651 nucleotides. RefSeq lists its product as uncharacterized. The record is from RefSeq and is a predicted model, not a curated record. The transcript has a single exon. Bases 1 to 444 code for a protein of 147 amino acids. Lineage: Eukaryota; Fungi; Ascomycota; Eurotiomycetes; Eurotiales; Aspergillaceae.